Molecule: messenger RNA, 1158 nt
Organism: Necator americanus (New World hookworm)
Lineage: Eukaryota; Metazoa; Nematoda; Chromadorea; Rhabditida; Ancylostomatidae
Exons: 2
Coding region: 1-1158 (385 amino acids)
Source: RefSeq, a predicted model, not a curated record
AUGGAAAAGAACAUCUACUAUCGGCAACGAAGGAGAAAAGAAGUCUACGACAAUUGCGUACUCGAGAACUCCUUGCCCCAAGAUAACUGGCACAUCGAGGAGGACCCAAAAGUGGACUACGAGAUACUGCUCAGAGAAUUACGAGCCUGUGCUGAGCGUGCCUCGAAGCCGCACACGACAAACUUGAAUCGAAUUUCGAAGACCACCAAGGAAUUGUUGGAAAGAAGAAAGGCUUUGAAGUUUGAUCCGAAUGCAUCGCAAAUUGAGCGAAAGAAAGGAUCCCAGACCAGUGGAAGACCUCGCGAGCCGUUCUUAUCCAUAAGAAAGGUGACCGAAAGGACUUUCCGGAACUACCGUCCGAUAUGCUUGCUGAGCGUAUUAUACAAGGUAUUUACCAAGAUCAUCCUCACGCGCACAUCUAGGACGCUGGAUGAAGCCCAGCCUCAAGAACAAGCUGGAUUCCGUAAGGGGUUCAGCUGCCUGGACCACAUCCAGACCGUGUCGAUGGUCAUAGAGGUUGCAAUACUGUCAGCGCUGGUCGAUCAAGGUGUGGACGCGUCGUAUGUGAGGACAUUAACCAAUUGCUACGAUCGAUGCACGACUAGGAUACAGCUUUUCCACUGCCCUCUCACAAUACCCAUUGCAAAGGGGGUACGAAAAGGCGAUACUAUAUCGCCGAAGCUGUUCACUGCUGCAUUGCAGUUGAUAAUGAAAUCACUUUCCUGGGAAGAAAGGGGCAUACGUGUUGAUGGAAGAUUUCCCUCGAACCUUCGGACGACAUCGUUCUCUUUUCGAGCAGUAUCAAUGAAGCAGAAACGAUUGAACGAAGCAGGGAAGAGAAUAGGACUGCGAAUAAACAGAAAGAGGACACAGUUCAUGAAGAACGCCUACUGCGAGGACGGAGGAGUACAACUUGAAGGCUCCCAAAUCGUGGAAACUUCGUCAUAUGUAUACCUCGGACGUUCUACGAACAUGGAAAACUACUUGAAGGAAGAACUGAAUAGAAGAAUGAGAGCAGCAUGGACAGCAUUCGCAGCCGUCAAGGAAGCUACGGAUCAACUGACGGACCAAGAUCUUCGUGCCCAUCAGUUCGACUCGACAGUCCUGCCAGCUCUGUUACGCAGCGGAGACGAGGACAGACACCGCGGUCACGUCUAG